AUGCCCCGUGUCUUCCUGGUUAGGAGUCGGCGCCCGCAGCCCCCCAACUGGGGUCACCUACCUGACCAGCUCCGGGGAGAUGCCUAUGUCCCAGGCUGCAGCAGCCUCGGGGGGCUGCCGGCACACCAGCCUUCCAACCUGGGGGACUCAUGGGUGGCGCCCACACAGGGCACUCUGGCUGCCACGUCCAGGGUCUCCGGGACACUUGGCUGCCCCCUCUGCCCCAAGGCCUUCCCACUGCAGCGCAUGCUAACCCGGCACCUAAAGUGCCACAGCCCUGCACGCCGCCAUCUGUGUCGCUGUUGUGGCAAAGGCUUCCACGAUGCCUUCGACCUCAAGCGUCACAUGAGGACUCACACUGGGAUCCGACCAUUCCGCUGCGGAGCCUGCGGAAAAGCAUUUACCCAGCGCUGCUCACUGGAAGCACAUCUGGCCAAGGUGCAUGGGCAGCCGGCCAGCUACGCAUACCGCGAGCGGCGGGAGAAGCUGCAUGUGUGCGAGGACUGCGGCUUUACCAGUGCUAGGCCCGAUGCCUACGCCCAACACCGCGCCCUGCACCGGGCCCCUGAAACCCGGCGCCCCGACUCUGACCCGUGA
This is a messenger RNA of Sorex araneus (European shrew), 597 nucleotides long. It is a transcript of the gene OVOL3, whose product is annotated as ovo like zinc finger 3. Gene Ontology annotation, molecular function: RNA polymerase II cis-regulatory region sequence-specific DNA binding; DNA-binding transcription factor activity, RNA polymerase II-specific. Gene Ontology annotation, cellular component: nucleus. Bases 1 to 597 code for a protein of 198 amino acids. The record is from RefSeq and is a predicted model, not a curated record. Gene Ontology annotation, biological process: epidermal cell differentiation; regulation of transcription by RNA polymerase II. The transcript is spliced from 4 exons. Lineage: Eukaryota; Metazoa; Chordata; Mammalia; Eulipotyphla; Soricidae.